Molecule: messenger RNA, 3242 nt
Organism: Onychostoma macrolepis
Lineage: Eukaryota; Metazoa; Chordata; Actinopteri; Cypriniformes; Cyprinidae
Gene: wdr45b
Product: WD repeat domain 45B
Exons: 10
Coding region: 434-1468 (344 amino acids)
Biological process (GO): protein localization to phagophore assembly site; protein lipidation; autophagy of mitochondrion
Cellular component (GO): extrinsic component of membrane; phagophore assembly site membrane; cytosol
Molecular function (GO): protein binding; phosphatidylinositol-3,5-bisphosphate binding; phosphatidylinositol-3-phosphate binding
Source: RefSeq, a predicted model, not a curated record
GUUUACGCCCCUGUUUUAAUAAACCUUUAGCAAAACCGCGUUUUUAUUGCAGCACAGAAAAUGCGUAUUUAAAAACAUCGAUAGCGGUUGGUAAAUGUCCAUGUUAAUCAUGUACGUUAUAGACCGCAGUAAGUUCUAUGUUUUUUGCAAAAUCUGAUUUAUAUAAAUAAACACACCACAUAACGUGUGAGCACUGGGAUUCCUGCAGCGAGAUUACUUUACGAUCCGCGGUCGCAGCCUGCGCUUAAACCGGAGAAAGGAGGAACAACAGGCGCUCUGCCAACUUUAUUUCCUGGCUGGAGAGAGACAGUCAUGAUAUUAAACCCCAUGUACCUAGCAUUAGCCUGCCAGCUCUAGCCUUCUUAGAGGAAUGCCGUCCUUUAGUUAGGCUUACAGUCUUUUCAUUUAGAUUAGCCAAAUAACGCCAAGCACUAUGAAUUUAUUACCAUCGAAUCCCCACGGUAAUGGAUUACUUUAUGCUGGAUUUAACCAGGAUCACGGAUGUUUUGCGUGUGGAAUGGAAAAUGGAUUCAGGGUGUAUAACACAGAUCCUCUCAAAGAAAAGGAAAAACAAGAGUUUCUUGAGGGAGGAGUUGGUCACGUGGAGAUGCUUUUUCGAUGCAACUAUCUUGCACUUGUUGGUGGCGGAAAAAAACCAAAGUACCCUCCCAAUAAAGUGAUGAUUUGGGAUGACUUGAAGAAAAAGACUGUGAUAGAGAUUGAGUUUUCCACAGAGGUCAAAGCUGUUAAGCUUCGCCGUGACAGAAUUGUGGUGGUCCUGGACUCGAUGAUUAAAGUGUUCACAUUUACUCAUAAUCCUCAUCAGCUGCAUGUCUUUGAAACAUGCUAUAACCCUAAAGGUUUGUGUGUCUUGUGCCCAAACAGCAACAAUUCAUUGCUAGCGUUCCCAGCCACUCACUCCGGACACGUUCAGAUCGUAGAUCUGGCCAAUACAGAGAAACCGCCCGUGGAUAUUCCUGCACAUGAAGGAGCUCUGUGCUGCAUCGCUCUCAACCUUCAGGGCACACGGAUAGCCACGGCAUCUGAAAAAGGGACCCUGAUCAGAAUAUUCGACACCUCAGCAGGUCAUCUUAUUCAGGAGCUGAGAAGAGGAUCGCAAACUGCCAAUAUAUACUGCAUCAAUUUCAACCAAGAUGCCUCUCUUAUCUGCGUAUCGAGUGACCAUGGCACAGUCCACAUAUUUGCUGCAGAGGAUCCCAAAAGGAACAAGCAGUCCAGCUUGGCAUCGGCCAGUUUUCUCCCCAAGUAUUUCAGCUCCAAAUGGAGUUUCUCCAAGUUCCAGGUCCCGUCCGGUUCGCCUUGCGUCUGUGCCUUUGGAACAGAACCCAAUGCUGUUAUAGCUAUUUGUGCUGAUGGCAGCUACUACAAGUUUCUGUUCAACCAAAAAGGGGAGUGUUCAAGGGAUGUUUACGCUCAGUUCCUGGAAAUGACUGACGAGAAGAUCUGAGCAUAGACACUACUUCACUUUACCAGAUUGUUUCUUUCUUGAGGAUGUCAAAGGACUCGAGUGGCAUUCGUAACACAGACUUUUUGGAGAUGACCGUGACACAGACAUACGGAGGACAGACCAAAAGAAACUCUGAGAUACUCUCUUGACUCAAACAACACACGAGAGUUGACUGAAAAACUGUGACCGCAGAAAACACAUUCUGUGGAGUGACAAGAGGGAAACUUUUUUUUUUUUUUUUUUUUUUUUUUUUUUUUGAAAGGACAACAUUUUUUAAAUUGUCUUCCAUUGGAUUUUUUAAGCUUUGGAUGUCCUUGGCUAGGUAGCGAGAGCGAAUCUCUUAGUCCACUAACAAAACCUAAUCUAAUGUAGGAAGCGCCUCUGUAACUAAGAGCAGAGGCGGGUGUAAACAUGUACAUCAUUCACACUAUGUAUUUGCAAACUAUUUGUUAGUGUUAGAUAUUGUUUUUCUUGCUGUAUGAACGCAGGAUACCGGAUGAAAAUGAUGUAACUACAUAGUAUUUAGACAAGUAUAACAAAAUGGCUAUUUUAUGGUGUAAAUGUGUGCUGCUCAUUUCACAUAUUUGUUGGCUUUAAGAAAAUCAAAUUAAUAUAAUCAGUGCUCUGUAAAAGUUUUGCUUCAUUCACCGUACUAUCACCCAAGAUACGUGACUGAUAUACACAACAUAUUAGGCCGUGGGGAGGAUUGAAGAAUCGCAUUAUCAUAUUUAGUCUACAUUUACACUCUAAAUGGGUUAAAACAAAAUUAUCAACUCUAAAAUGCUGUUUUCUUCACAAGGUAAUUGAGAAUAACUACAUUGCUACUUUACAAGAGGUUAAUUGUAAGGUGAAUUGCAAACUAUUUAAACCUGGUUGCAGAUGAAUGCUUUGAACCGCAUCUUUUUUUUAAAUUAGCUGUAGAAUUAGCACUUUAUGUAGUAUUGCAGUAGCCACUGACACCCUGAUCUUUCUCUUUUAAAGACUAAUGCACUCAAAUUCUGGAAAAGUGCCCAGUCAGUCUUGUCACCUGAAGAACAUAGUGUUUUUAUGUUUUUGUCUUAAUUCUUAUAACCGUUCUUUGAAAUGUAUCUAUAAGCUAUUUUGUUACUCAUUUGAUGCUUUUGUCAUUGAUAACGUGCAAGUGAUACGCAUAAUUUCAUGAAGAUGAUGAUGUAAGAUGAUGGCCACAGAAUUCAGUUUCACAUGACAAAUUAAAGAUGAUUGUAAAAUCAAGAAUGGCAAUUCUUUCAUAAUGAUAAGAGCAGUUUAGGCCUCUGAUGAUGGGACAGACAGCUGAUGUGUGGGAGAGAGGAUUCUUCUCUUGGUGGAAAGAUGUGUGUGGAAGUAAUUCUAGGAUUAAUUUAUGUGCUUUUUUCCAAUGUGUGUUAUCGUUGUGUAACGUGAUAAACAUGGCAAAGUUUACAAAGUAGAUUCUGCUUUUAUGUUGAUUUGUUGUUCACAGUGUAUGGUAAUGAAAAUCUUGAAAUGAUCCCUAGAUUUUGCAUUUUAUAUGAUUCAUCUUUAAUCUGCAAUGCAGCAUACUAGCAUUACAAAAGCACCUUUAACAGAGUUCAAGCUGGGUUCCUAUAAGUGUAACAUUAAUUACGAAACACGAUUAUAUGAAAACAUGAUUUUUUUAUAUAUACACAAAUCUAAGUAGCCUACUUGAAAGUGAAACCAACGUUUUGUGCAUUUUAUGAGUUUAUUUAUUAUAGCCUAUAAAAGCCCUCAAAGUGAUGAAAAAGAAAAAUGCAAUAAAUCUUUUGUCCUUUAA